Talaromyces atroroseus is the source of this 540-nucleotide messenger RNA. RefSeq lists its product as hypothetical. The transcript has 4 exons. The record is from RefSeq and is a predicted model, not a curated record. Lineage: Eukaryota; Fungi; Ascomycota; Eurotiomycetes; Eurotiales; Trichocomaceae. Bases 1 to 540 code for a protein of 179 amino acids.
AUGGCUGACGGCCUAAACGAUGCACGAGCCAUGAGAAUCGCCGAACUGAUCAAUGACUACCGAACCCUUCAACUCCAUAUCUCCCAGCAACUGGCCUCGGUGGCUAUGGGAGACGUGCAGCAGGAAGGAUUCCGAAUCCUUGCACAAAGCUCCACGGCAGCACAACGUCUACUGGCGGCCGGUUUUACGGGCAUGCCCAUUGAGGACCAGGGAAGUAACCCCGAGAUGGAAAAGGCUCAGCUACGCCAAGUCGUCCUCGACGCCAGUGGUCGUCGCUUUCAAGCACACAGAAUCUAUCUCCGCGUUGCUGCUGCGAAGAGAUGGGCAAUCAAUCGCCAGGACCUCAUUUCUCGUUUUGGAAAAGCGAGUACGACGCAGUUACGAGAAAUUGAUCAAAUAUUGCGCCAAGAAUUGAACAGCAUCACCGAUCACAGCAUCUUCUCAGAUCUCCGACAAGCAGACACAAGAGCAGGCCUCUGGGUGGCCGAGGAUCCUCCGCUAGCGGCGAUCCAACUCUGGGAGAACUCUCGACGGACCUGA